UGGUUCUCCAACCCCUAUAAAAUAUGCCCAGAAUUUGACAUCCGAAUGCACCAAACAGUUUCUGCAGACAAUGGCACUGAAUUCUUCUAUGAGGGCUGCUGUGGCCACACUUGUUCUGUUCUCCAUUGUUCUCACUUUACCAUGUGAGGCAACAAGACCAACCCCAGAGCUUAUUAGGCGACCCCCGAUUGUUUGUCCUGCCUGUGUUUGCUGUGCACCAGCGCCUCCAGGCUCAUGUUGCCCCUGUCGCUGUCCUCCUGGAGUGGGAAGCCCUAUCGGCUACGCAGCUGAAGCUGAUAACACUUCGCCAUGACUUGACCGGCACAAGUUUGUUUACUUUUCUACUUGUGUGUACCCUUCCAAAGUACCAAUGUACUAGCAUGAUAAACAUAUCCAAUUUCGAUUGGAUACCAUGUUGAAGUGAAAUACCUGAUUACGAAUAAGUCUCGUUAGACUCUCUCUCUCCGUAAUUUGGGAUAAAAUAAAUUAUACAAUUGUUAUCA
Messenger RNA from Coffea arabica (coffee), 503 nucleotides. RefSeq lists its product as uncharacterized. NCBI's taxonomy places the organism in Eukaryota, Viridiplantae, Streptophyta, Magnoliopsida, Gentianales, Rubiaceae. The record is from RefSeq and is a predicted model, not a curated record.